CCUAGCAGUGCACUUUUCCAGUCAAAACAGUUGAAGAUCCUGGAGACUAGUCAUGGCGCCUCCACAUGGUGAUGGUAAUGAAGUUGCGGAGGAGGUCAUGGUAACAGAAACAGAGAAAAGAGCCAUCUCAACAAUUGUCAUCGUCAUUGCAAUGCAGGAAGAAGCAAUUCCACUAAUUAAAAAGUUCAACCUCUCACAGGACACUAAUCCUUUGUUUCCAAAAGGAGUUCCUUGGGUCAGAUAUCAUGGGAUUUAUAGAGAUUUGAACAUUAAUCUAAUCUGGCCUGGAAAAGAUUUGAAUUUGGGGGUUAAUAGUGUAUGCACAGUUUCAGCAUCUCUAGUAACUUAUGCUUCCAUUCAAGCAUUAAAACCAGACCUAAUCAUAAACACAGGCACUUCUGGUGGUUUUAAGGCAAAAGGGGCAUGCAUUGGAGAUGUAUACAUAGCAUCUGAUGUUGCAUUUCAUGAUAGAAGGAUACCAAUACCAGUUUAUGAUGCAUAUGGAGUCGGUGCAAGGCGAAGCUUUUCAACCCCUAAUCUUUUAAAGGCACUUAAUUUGAAGGUUGCUAAAUUGUCUACCGGCGAUUCGUUGGAUAUGUCUCCGGAGGAUGAAGUAUUUAUUACCGCGAAUGGUGCGACACUCAAAGAUAUGGAGGGAGCAGCAGUAACAUAUGUGGCAUAUCUCUUAUCGGUUCCUGCAAUAUUCAUAAAAGCUGUUACUGAUAUUAUUGAUGGGGAUAAACCUACAGCAGAGGAAUUUCGACAGAAUUUGGCAGCAGUGACUGUUGCACUUGAUGCCGCAGUCACCCAAGUAAUCGAUUUUAUAUCUGGAAAGUCCAUGUUGGAGCUUUAAGACUUGGACAGAAAUUAUGAUAGAAGGAAGCUGACAUCAUGAAUUGCUAUUUCGAAAGAAAUUUUAUUUUCUUGUUAUACUCCAUACGAAAAGGAACUGUUCCUUCAUGAUCUGUUUUUCUUUGUUAACUGUAACAUUUUCUGCUACUUUAAGUGACCUUCAUAUUGUUUUGCCAGAGUAAAAAUAAAAAUCCAGCUUUAGUUUUCCAGGCUUUGAAAUAUUUUACAC
Messenger RNA from Papaver somniferum (opium poppy), 1081 nucleotides. Its product is annotated as 5'-methylthioadenosine/S-adenosylhomocysteine nucleosidase 2-like. Lineage: Eukaryota; Viridiplantae; Streptophyta; Magnoliopsida; Ranunculales; Papaveraceae. Gene Ontology annotation, biological process: nucleoside metabolic process. The transcript has 8 exons. Gene Ontology annotation, molecular function: methylthioadenosine nucleosidase activity. The record is from RefSeq and is a predicted model, not a curated record. Bases 53 to 853 code for a protein of 266 amino acids.